Petromyzon marinus (sea lamprey) is the source of this 8553-nucleotide messenger RNA. RefSeq names its product protocadherin 9 (gene PCDH9). The record is from RefSeq and is a predicted model, not a curated record. Gene Ontology annotation, biological process: homophilic cell-cell adhesion. Lineage: Eukaryota; Metazoa; Chordata; Hyperoartia; Petromyzontiformes; Petromyzontidae. Gene Ontology annotation, cellular component: plasma membrane. Gene Ontology annotation, molecular function: calcium ion binding.
ACACAGAGAGGGAGGGAGGAGCAAGGGGGAGGGAGGGAGACACGCGGAGAGAGAGAGACACACAGGGAGGCGCGUGUGAGAUGCACGGUCCGAGAUGAGCUCGGCAGAGAGCUGAGCUCGCCGCCUCGAGAGAGCAGCAUCGAUUCGCGCGCGUAGCGCGCGCGCGCACACACACACAUCGCCGCGUCGCGUUUAACCCCUGUGUGUGUGCUCGCUCUCUCUCUCACCUCCGCUCUCCGUUCUGGGCGAGGGGGAGAGAGAGCGCGAUUUUCAAGAAGACAGCGAGAAGAGACGGGGUGCGAGUAGCAAGACCGGCGAGGGAUAGCUCCGGCUUCUCAACCACCCCCAUCCCCUUCGCUCCCCCCCCCCUCCACCGUGGGACAGCGCACCGGGAGAGGAGGGAGCGUCCUGCCCGGCACGCUACGGCCGGGGAGAGCGCCGUGGGACCCCCCCUUUUGCUUGACGCGGCGGGGAGUCGCGCAGCGAUGGGAAGGCGCUCCUCGUGAAAGACAUCACCAUCAGCAGCAACAUCAUCAGAAUCAACAUCGUCGUAAUAAUAAUCAUCAUCAUCGUCGUCGUCGUCAUCAUCAUCGCACAUCAGGUUGCGACGAGCUGAGCCAGCGCUUUCGACGCGACUGGAUCGGUAGCGGGUUGCUGGGAUUGAAUCCUGCUCGCGGGAACUGAACAAUACCAAGAUCAGCGGGAAACAAUAAAAAAGGAGAGCGUCGGAGAGAGCCGUGGGCUGUUGGAAAGCGAGACGAAGGGUGAAAGCUCAAUCGCAGCGAUAGACGUCCGCGCUCGAGAGCUCGCCCGCUCGGCUUGCCUCAGCUGACUUUUGAAGGAUCGCCCUCGCCUGGUCUCCCGUACAACCAAACAAGUGUCUUGUGGUGUGCGGUCUGUUCCCUGCAAAGUGAAAGCACCCCGCCGACGCAUGUUAUGCCCAUUCUUCCUGCUCGGCGACUCGCGACGUUGAGAAGCGCCCAGUACCUUUGGAUUAAAGGGUGCAGGUGAAGAGCGCGUGGGGAUGAGGGAACCCACGGGCGAGCGGCUGCGGCCGCCGCCGCCGCCGCUGCUGAUGCUGCUUUUGCUGCUGUCCCUGGUGCCCGGACGCGCCGAUGAAGUAAAUUACCGCGUGUUCGAGGAGCUUCCCGCGAACAAGCUGAUCGGGAACCUGGCACGGGAUCUGAACCUGCGAGCCCUGGGGCCCGGCCUCACCUACAAGAUAGUUUCCAAGUACGAGGGCUCGCCGCUCGUGCGCGUGCGCAACGACACCGGGGAGCUGUUCACGACGGCGACGCGCAUCGACCGUGAGCAGCUGUGCCCCGACGUGGCGGACGAGGAGGCCGGCUGCUACCACGAGGUGCAGGUGGUCGUGCUGCCGAACCAGUACUUCAGGCUCAUCAAGGUGAAGAUCCUCGUGGAGGACAUCAACGACAACGUGCCCAGCUUCCCGUCGCCCGUCAUCAACCUCACCAUCGCCGAGAACAUGCCCGUGGGCACGCGGUUCUCGCUGCAGGCCGCCGGCGACCCGGACGCCGGACUCAACGGCAUCCAGCGGUACGCGCUCACCGACACGGGCAACGCCUUCACGCUCGAGGUGAUAGAGGGUGCCGACGGGGAGAAAUCGCCGCAGCUGCUCAUCCGCGGCAGCCUGGACCGCGAGCGCAAGGAGGUGUACGAGAUGAAGCUGAAGGCGGAGGACGGGGGAGACCCGCCGCGCUCCAGCACUGCCAUCCUGCGCGUGACCGUCACGGACGUGAACGACAACCACCCCGUGUUCGAGCAGUCGCAGAUCGAGGUGAAAAUCCCGGAGAACACCCCCAUCGGCACCCCGGUCAUCCAACUGCGCGCCACCGACGCGGACCUGGGCUCGAACGCCGAGGUGACGUACUCGUACAGCGGCCGCGUGUCGGCGCCGGCGCGUCGCCUCUUCCAGCUGGACAACCUGACGGGCGUGAUCACGGUGCGCGGGCCCCUCGACCGAGAAGACACGGCGCUCUACCGUCUCGUCGUGCUGGCCACGGACCGAGGCCCCAACCCCGUGCCGGCCACCGCCACGGUCACCGUGUCCGUGGCCGACGUGAACGACAACGCGCCCUCCGUGGCGGUGCACGACAUCAUCUCGCCCGUGGACGGCGUCAUCCACCUGACGGAGGCGGCUCCUCCCAACACGCCCAUCGCCCUCAUCGAGGUGAGCGACCCCGACCUGGAGCAGAACGGCCGCGUCACGUGCCGCAUCGAGGGCGACGUUCCCUUCCAGCUGAAGCCCGCCUACCAGAACCACGAGAACCAGUUCCUGCUCGAGACCUCGGCCCUGCUCGACUUCGAGACGAAGAACGAGUACAGCGUGCGUCUCGUCGCCACCGACUUGGGCUCGCCGCGCAUGUCGAGCACGGCGACGGUGGUGGUGCGGCUGCGGGACGAGAACGACAACCCGCCCGUGUUCAGCCCGGGCGUGGUGGAGGCCACGGCCUACGAGAACAACGCGCCCGGCGCGCAGAUCGUCACGCUGGCCGCGGGCGACAGGGACAGCGGCAAGAACGCGCAGAUGCACUACUACCUGGGGCCCGACGCGCCGCCCGCCUUCAGGUUGAACCCUACCACGGGGGUGCUGUCCGUGGCCGAGCCCCUGGACAGGGAGGAGAGGAACCUGUACCGCUUCUCCGUGAUCGCCAGGGACAACGGCGCACCCUCCAUGCACGGCAACGCCACGGUGGUCAUCCGUGUGCUCGACCAGAACGACAACCCGCCCAAGUUCAACAACAAAGAGUUCAAUUUCUUCCUCUCCGAGAACCUGCCGCGCUUCGGCACGGUGGGCGUCAUCAGCGUGACGGACGCGGACGAGGGAAAGAACGCCCUGGUCACCUUCUCGCUGGUGGGCAACAGCGACAUCUUCACCAUCAACCCGGUGACGGGCAUGAUCCAGUCCAACAUCUCUUUCGACAGGGAGCAGAAGCCCUCCUACACGUUCCAGGUGCAGGCCGUGGACGCCGGAGAGCCGCCCAAGACCUCGCUGGCCAAGGUGACCAUCCACAUCAUGGACAUCAACGACAACGCGCCCACGGUGCUGCUGCCACCCUCCAACGCCUCAUACCGCCUCGUGACGCCGUCCACCUCGCCGGGCACCUCGGUGGCCGAGGUGAUGGCAACGGACAUCGACUCGGGCGAGAACGCGGAGCUGUCGUACAGCGUGGUGGGAGGAAACCCCUUCAACCUGUUCGCCAUCGACCAGGCGACGGGCAACAUCACGCUCACGCAGAAGCUGCUGCCCGCUCACCAGGGGCUGCACAGGCUCGUGGUGAGGGUGAACGACGCCGGCUUCCCCGAGUCGCUCUACAGCAUCGUGCUCGUGAACCUGUUCGUGAACGAGACGGUGGGCAACGCGUCCUACGUGCAGGAGCUCAUCACCAAGAGCCUCAAGUUGCCCCUGGACGUGGACGUGAUCGGCGACGGCCUGACCCAGUCGGACAUCAACCGCUACACGACCAUCAUCGCCAUGGUGGCGGGGGCGAUGAUCGUCAUCAUCCUGGUCAUCGUGGUGGUGCUCUUCCUGCGCUGCCGCGGCAACAGGAUGAAGAGCGGCGUGUGUCGCAGCAAGGAGAACGAGAAUUGGCUGUCGCCAAGCCAGCAGGACAAGCAGAGCAAGAAUCGCAAGAAGAAGCGGAAGAAAAAGCAGCAGCAGCAACAGAGCCAGGUGAAGACGGCGCCCUACAGCAUCGUGACCAUCGAGGAGCCCAAGUCGGACGACCCGACCUACCAGACCAUCAACGAGACCCUGGAGGAGCUGGAGGUGGACUGCCGCACCAUCCCGAGGCACAACACCUUCAGGCCCGACCGCACGAGCGACAGCCCGGACCUGGCGAAGCACUACCGCUCCACGUCGCCCCAGAUGGCCGUGUCUCCGCACGCGCACACGCCGCCGCUGUCCAAGAACCAGAACGUGAUCCAGGAGCUGCCGGCGGACAACACUUUCGUGGGGCUAGGCGGCGAGUCGACGUCCAAGCGCUCGUCCACGAGCUCGGACCACUUCAGCGUGUCCGAGAGCAGCUCGCAGAGCGGCUUCAGAGCCAACGUCCAGAAGCUCACCAAGCAGCAACAGCAGCAACAGCAGCAGCAACAGCAGCAGCAGGCUUCGCGACGGGUGAAGUUCAUGCUGGAGGAUGGCGGCACCCGCCAAGAGUGCUGCGACUCAUCACUGCAGAGCGUGGCGGACAGUGGCCUCGGGGAUCCCGAGGCCACCACCACCACGGCGACCACCGCGGCCGCCAGCAGCGGCAGCAGCGCUAGCACGGCCAGCAUGGCCAGCACCAGCGCCGGAGCCACGGGGGCCGGCAUCCUCGGCGUCGCGGGGACAGCGGUGGGCCCGGCCGGGCCCGGCGGCGUCCUGGCCGGCGGGCUGUCCGCCGCGGGGGCGGCCAAGCUGCCGGGGUCUCAGCUGAUGGCGCCGCUGCUCGCCGAUUCCCACUACGAGCGCACGACGCCGGACGGAUGCACCGGUGAGACCGAUCACCACCCCGAAAACGGACCUGCGGUGGUUCCAGCGCGCGCCGCCCUGCAGACUCCCAUCGUGGUGGCCAAGGACCUCCCGGACGUGGCGCUGCCUUCCAUGUGCUCCACCUGCACGCCCGAGUGUCAGAUGUACGGCCACUCCGACAACUGCUGGAUGCCGGCGGGCGGCGUCGGCGGAGAAGGGACGGCCAAGUCGGGAUCGCAGCUCUCCCCGCUGUCCUCCUACCCGGGGCCGCUGCACCGCCCCGAGUGGGACCGCCGUGACUUGGUGCCCAACGGUUCGGCGUUGUUCCACCACGGAGGUCCGAGCGGCGGCGUCGUCGGCGUCGGCGCGGGCGGGGGUAGCGGCAACGGCGGCGGCGGAGGGGGCGGCGAUGCGGUUGGCGGCGUGGGAAAGCCGAGCAGCACCAGCAACCGGCAGGCCAACUCCUACUACAACGCCUUCUACAGCAACAACUACCGCAGGCACAAUGACUUCCUCAACGAGGCAGAGGAAAUCCCGCUCGCCCGGCCCCAAGCGUACCGACCGGCCACCAUCAGCACCAUGUCCAGCCCGGACUUCAACAAGGAGCUCUAUUUGUAACCAGCGUGAAAUUUCCGGCCCAUCGACACGUUCAUAAUCCGUCACACCCCGCCAUGUGUCUUUCACUGCAAGCUUUCGGCAACUCGAGGUAGCUUUACUUUUGUUAACUCUCCCCCCCUCACCCACCCCUUGCCCCCCGCCGCCCCCACCCCUCACCGGACUCGGACUCACUGUCUUCACCACCUCGUUAUUUUCAGAUGUGUCCCCAGUUUGGUUUUCGUUUCGCUAUAAACGAUCGACGUAAAGUUUCCCACUUUUUUGUUCAGUUGGGCCGGUCAAUAGAACAGUUGAUGUGGUUUGUUAUAACUGUGGUUAACCAAUGGUCCCGUGUUUCUCGGGGGGUAUUUUUUUUUUUAAAGAAACAAAGCUGCCAAUAUUAUUUGCUGCUGAAAGUCACAUUCGGACAAGUUGAAUGGAUGAUUCGCCAGGGUGAAAGUCGGCAUUCAAACUUGCCAAAUGAGAGUCGAGUCUGGUAAAAAGAAAAAGUUUCUAUGGUCUUACCAACAUUCCUACGAUUUCAAGCAAUCUCAAAUCUCACGCAUAUUUUAGUUUGUUCUCACACGGAACAAAACGACCUGGAAUUUAUCCAUGUCGCCGUCCUGAACUACGUCUGGUAAAGACGACCUUUGUGGGUAGCUAAAUGGCCGUUGUAUAAUCAUGUCAAAUAUUGUGUGCAGACAUCAAAAGCUUUUAGGCUCAGGUAGAAAUUUAAACAGAAAAAACCCGCUUCUAUAUUUUCUGUAACUAGAGCGUAGAGUUAAGCGCAAAUAGAGAAAUAAACAAACACAUUGUGUACAUUCUGUGACAUCUACGAUGGCGCCAGCCCAAAUUUUAACCUGAAGGGUUUUUACCUCUAUCGUUUCAUUUCCGUUUUAGACGACAACGUUUCGUUCACACGACGUUGUUUUUGUUUGCCCAAAUUACUCCUCCAACUUUAACCUCCACACCCCCCACGACGUCGCGCACUAAACUCCACCACUCAACGGAAGGUUUUUGAAGAAAAUAAAAACAACGAAAAAAAACUCAAAGCGAGACGAACAGAAAAGAGAAAGAAACAACAACACACACACACACACCAAAGGAUGAACUUGAUUUUGACCAACAAAAAGGAGCCGUUUGGCUAAAGAUCAGCCUCCCCACAUUGACCCCGGGGCUGAACGCUGUGCCCUGACUGUUGAAGCUGUGAGCAGACUGACAGUGCCCCUCCUUGAUGUCCACGUCGGUGGUGAUUGUUAUAUAUUUUUGUUGGGUUCGGCGUUUUCUGCGCGCUAGCUAUCGUGGUAUUUACGUAUGGUAAUACCUUGCCUGUACAGCUGUGUGUACGUGAUGUAUUCUGACACCACCUUGAAAACCCCAAUAAAAUCUGGAAUUGUCUAUUAUCCGUGUGGACACAAUGCACAUCGUAUGUAAAUAAGAACAAGAAUAAAAAGACGUUGAAAAGUUGAUAGGCUUUAUAUUAACUUUACCUUCAAAGUGGCACGCACCUAUGCUUUAACAUGAUGUGUUGUCCUAAUGCUCUGAACUCUGUUCAACGUCGCGCCUGUUUUUUGUUACUUUCACUUGUCUUAUUUUUUUCCCUGUGCCUCGCCUAAGCAACUCGGUGGCUCUGACGAGCAAGCGUCGUGUCGGAAUGGUUGAUGGGGCAUUCAAAGUAGCGCCCUGGAUCCUCGGCAAGGUGCCAUCUCGCCAGCUUGGCACCCCACUGUUGACACCGCGACACGCACAUACGGAGUGGAACUUCACGGCACGCUUUGAGCGCCUUCCACGUGCCACCGUUUCACGCGAAAUGAUACAAACUUAAACACUCCGCUACGAGCGUCCGCAUGCAGCCGCACACCUCUGGACAGAUGCUUUACAAUCAAAUAAAAAAUUUGAGACGUGAAUUUAAUACGAUAUGAAUAUAUAUAUCCCGAUACAGAAAUACGUAACAAACAAUUACGGAAAAAAACAUACAUUUUUUUAAAGUUACUUUUGUUUCUUAUUAUUGCUGUUGUUAUUAUUGUGAUUUUUUUUUUAUUCGGCUUUGGAGAGCAAAUAAGUCUCCAGCCCGAGACCAAAACAGUGACAGAGUUUCAACUGGGCCACGUUGAAGUGAGAAUGCGGAUUGUAUGUAUGCGGAACUUCUUUUGCACCGUGCGUAGCCAACCGUACUAAUCGGAGGUGCGGAGGAAGGACAACAAACGAAACACACGCAAAAAAAGAUAAACCCACUGCGAAAUUGCAACCCGCAGUGGCCAGAUGUUAGGAUCGGCAACGUGCGAGGGGUUCCAACUCUGUUAAGUGAAUCCCUUUCGGAAAUGCAGAGUGGACGUGUUGUGGAUGUGAUGGGGUGGCAGUGGCGGUGGUGAGGGGUGGGGGCAAGGGGUGGCCUUAAUUGGUCGCUCAAUGACGAAGCUGUCGGGGUCAAGGAGGCUGACGAGGGGCAGGGCGGCAGUCGACCCCCAACGAAGCAACGUUCUCCCCAAGUGAGCGCCACGUCCAACUGUGCCGCAACUGAAGCCUGAGCGUGACGCUUCUGCGGCCGCAGUUUGUCCUACCCGGCCAAACUUUCCAGCCGGUGGGGAGAUACUGCGACCGGUAAAUUCGGCACUUGCGACGAACUAGCGGCGCUUUCCAGCCGGUGGGGAUAAACUACGACCGGUAAUUCGGCACUUGCGACGAAUUGGCUGCGCCGCGAGACUUCCCCGUCAACCGACGGCGUCGAUCGACGGCCGUGAAGACCCCCGUGCCUCGUUUUUUUUUUCUUCCCGCGGGAGAGGUCAGAUUGCAAAUCCGCGUCUCGCUCGGAGCGCUGUUUAUGCCACCGCUUGUCGAGGGUGUCCGAUAAUCUACUAUGCCUUUUGUUACUUUGAACGCCGUCCGCGCGAAGUUUCGGGCUAUGCGAGAGCGCCCUGGCAUUUGUGUUCCGUUCCCGAAUUCUCACUUUGGUUCACGUUCGGCCGCGGUAAACACUCCCCUCCCCCCCAACCCACCCCACCCUAUCCACCCCGCUUCACUCGGUUCGUGCGUGCCUACCGCACGUGGCAAGCGUGGGGGUUAUCGCGCGCGGCGAAGAGCCCAGCGGCCGUGUACUUUCCUAUUGCCGUAACCUGUGUACAGCGAAUGAAAUACGACCGUUGUUACCCCUCCGCAAGAGAUAGCCUUUCGUUUCGCUUCCGUGUCUGACAACGCAUUAGUUUAUCGUGGUUUAUACGGUGUUUCAUUUCACUUAAAUUUAACGUUUAAAAACAUCAACACCAACCGCAACACGAGUAUGGAACGCACGUACUUGGAUUAUCGUUUUUUUUCUCUCUCGAAAAGAUAAGGCUUUCGCUUUGUUAGCAAUGGUGUACAAACCGUGUAUGUAUAUUACUGUGUAAAGUAACUGUGGAAAAAAAAUGAUUUAAGGUAAAUACAAAAGAGGUAAAACUGCUAACCAGCUGAUCGCACUCACAAUAAAGUUUUGUGGCAUUUAGUUGGUA